CCAACCUCCCCCAAACCGCAAUUUCUCUUCUCUCCUCCCAUGACAACUGGCUAGAACAAUCGCCACCUCCAACGAUGCUGCAACGAUGAUGACACAACCAUCCAAAUUCUCUUCCAAAGGCAAGGACGAUUCAUCCAUAGAUUCUUCGGAUGAAGCAUAUCAGUACACCGCACUUCCGACGAGGCAUACCGUCCGAUUGAUGAAACUUCAUUCAUCCGAUUCAGGAGAUGUGGUUCCGAAACUACAAAUGGUCGAGCUCGAAUCGGUGCCUUCAUACGAAGCCAUCUCCUACGUGACCCAAACGUCAAAAUCAGCAUCACAUGCGAAGCGAGUAGCUUGAAAGUAACCCCGAACCUGAAGGCUGCUCUCCAGCAUCUUCGUCCAGAGAUAGGAACGAGGGUGCUUUGGGCAGACGCUGCUUGUAUCAAUCAGGAGGACUUGGAGGAACGAAGUCAACAAGUCAGCAUUAUGAGCAUGAUCUAUGCCAAGGCGACUCGAAGUCAUGUCUGGCUUGGUACCGAUGGCGACGAAAACACAGCUGCAUUUACACUUAUGAAGAGAUUAGGGAGCUCUACUGCCAAGAAAAUUCAAUCGCUUACAUAUCCGUGAUCUUGACUCAUCCAGUAGGUUGAAGGAGUUCGGUGUCGACAAGCUUCCCCC
Messenger RNA from Hyaloscypha bicolor E, 660 nucleotides. RefSeq lists its product as uncharacterized. The transcript has a single exon. The coding region runs from base 86 to 340 and encodes 84 amino acids. NCBI's taxonomy places the organism in Eukaryota, Fungi, Ascomycota, Leotiomycetes, Helotiales, Hyaloscyphaceae. The record is from RefSeq and is a predicted model, not a curated record.